Molecule: messenger RNA, 2394 nt
Organism: Suillus subaureus
Lineage: Eukaryota; Fungi; Basidiomycota; Agaricomycetes; Boletales; Suillaceae
Exons: 4
Coding region: 1-2394 (797 amino acids)
Source: RefSeq, a predicted model, not a curated record
AUGGACAAAUUAUCUUCUGUUAUUGCUGCUCUCGACGCAGGCAAGCUCCCCACCCAGAAGCAGGUGGAUACCGCAAUCGAUUGGACACUCCACAAUAUCGUCGUGAAGGUUGAAUCUCCUGAUACGGGGAAGCUCAGCGAGCCAGGCAAAAUUCUUGCACGCGGCAUACAAGACCUUCUCAUCGCGUACAAGAAACUCGGGGACAACAAAAAUCAUGACAGCCUCUUGCAACAAGUCCUCUGGCACCUCUCAGAGGGAGAUUUUGCAGACACGCGUGUAGAGGCAAUUGAUGCGGAUGAGGCUUUCGUCGAUCUCCAAUCCAUCCGCUCUGCCAUCCACACACUUAUACACAUCCUUUGGACCAACGUCAGCGGUGAAGGAAGUGUCCUCCUGAAUGACUUUGCGUCCUUUACCCGUCUCGCCAUGGCUGACCUCGCAGGGGCCAUUGAAUCCGGAGCUACUUUUACUAAGGAAAGUCUACGCGAGUUCGACACUCAAGUGCAGCAGGGUGAUCGGGAUAACCUGGGGCGGAAGCGAAAGACCCCGGAAGAAAUUGAACAAGAGCGCCAAGAAGAUACGAAGGCCAAAUUCGAGAAGACAAUGGAUACUACGAAAGAGACCGGAUCCAAGGCUAUAGGCGUCGGGCAGGAGGUGAAAGCAUCCGCUGAAGAAAUGGUUGAGCGCACAAGUAUUCGCCUGCAGGAGACUUAUUAUAAUAUCUGUGAACGUGCGCAGAAGGACGAGAACUACCACCACGCACUCUCCACACUUUUCAACACUGUGUCGAAGUGGAUUAACAAGUCUCUUGAUACUGCCGAUGACAUUAACCAGUCUACUUCGCUUGAGUCCUUCAUUGACGAUCCAUCCAAAGAUAAGCAUGUCCUCAAAGCUCUUCGUGGCAUUAGCACUCUCGUUGAGCGCGCCGCUGGUGGCAAGUCCUUGGAUGACGUCUUUGCCAAGGCCCGCCUGUGCGCCGUACACGUCAGGAAUAAUGAAGACCUAAAGAGGUGGUUCAACGAUUUCUUCGCCCACGUUCGGAAGAGCCUAGACAAGCUUGGCUAUGCACGAUCAGAAGAAGCUCAUCACACGCACCAACGGCUCAGCGAGCGCUGGAAGCAGCUUCUCGACCAAGAUUCAGAUGCGGGGCGCAAGUGGAAAGAGGAUGUGCGAGCUCUCAGGCAUGAACUUCGUGAUUUCCAGCAGGCGAUCGCAAGGGAUGCAGACUUGCAGCGCGUGCGGAAGGCUCAUGCUACGUUUGGUAAAGACUUGGCCCAAAGCGUUGGCAUGGGUGGACAGAUUGGCAUGCAGUUUGCCCUCGAUCAGGCCUCGUGGUUCUGGCAGGACGUGUUCAACGUCUAUGCGUCACGCCUCUUGCGCAUUAUCAAGGAUAUUCCGAUUCCAAGAACCGAGUAUGUUGAUAACGAGAUCGAAUUUGUGCUCGAGAAUCUCGACAUCUCAUCGUUAAGCUUGCUUCCUGGGCACGUCUACAUCCGCAACAUCACUGACGUCGACAUCACCGCUCCUGCCGGGUCGCAGUCAACCACCGCCGCCAUUGGUACACUCACGCACAUCCGGAUGCAAGCAGUCCAGCUCGCGCUCAAGGAAGUCUCAUUCUUCUACAGGGAUAAGGUUGCUACCAUUGGACCCAAGGACUUCAGAGGCCUCAUGGAGUUCAGUCUCCCACAAAAGGGCAUUGACAUCGAUCUCAAGUUCCGCUUGAUCCCAAACACGCCCCAAGGUCUCAAGGAGCGCGAGCAUCUUGGACGGUUCUUCAAGAUCGAGCGCAUCGAGGUGAAUGUGGCGGAAGAUAUCGACAUGCAAGUUAAGCAGUCCAACCACCCUAUCCUUGCAUCUGUCUUCAGGCCUAUCAUCAUGCUUCAGUUCCGCCAGGCGAUCUCACGCACUCUGGAGGAGCAGAUCCGGGGAUUGUUCGAUACUGCCGAUGCUCUGGCGUUUGAUAUUGGGCGGCGCUCAGAGGUGUUCAGGGAUGCUGGACUUGGAACUACGUCGGCUGUCGUUGCUGCAAUGUGGAGCGAGAUAGGGAAGCUCCGGCGGAUGGAGGGCGGCUUGCUGUCUGGUUGGAGAGCAACUGGAACAGGAGUUGUCAAGGACGAUUUAGGCGGCAAUGCAAAGAUUGCGAUGGGCGCGGAACCACAGAUUCUUCCGGGGGAGAAGAGAGGUCCUCUGGGAACUCAUGCAGAGCCGCUUGCAGAAAGGAUCCCGGGUGUGGAUGUCGGAGGUGCCCUGGAAGGUGCGACGACUGCCGUUGAACGAGUAGAGCAGGCCGGGAAGGAAGGCCUGAAGCAGGUGCGGAGUUUCAAGCAAAGCGUUGAGCACAAGAAGAGGGAGGAGGUGGAGCGGAGGGGAUGGCAGAGCCCAGCAUUCAAUAUCUAA